Molecule: messenger RNA, 426 nt
Organism: Hansenula ciferrii
Lineage: Eukaryota; Fungi; Ascomycota; Saccharomycetes; Phaffomycetales; Wickerhamomycetaceae
Exons: 1
Coding region: 1-426 (141 amino acids)
Source: RefSeq, a predicted model, not a curated record
AUGUCUACUUUACUUCAUAAUGAAGAUGAAUUUUAUCAGGCUAGUAUAUCAUCUGAAACGGUUUUCAUAAACUUUAUUGAUACUGAUAAUCAUCCUAAUUCAAAAGAACAAAAUGAAUAUUUUGAAGAAUUAGCUGCUAAAAAUGAAUCAAACAUUGCUGUUUCCUUUUAUCGAAUUUAUUUUAAUAACGAGUUUACACCUGAUCACGCAGCAGGGACCUUUUACCAGAAUGGAGUAAUAGACAUUGAUGAUCAAGUAUUUAUUGCAGGAUUCACGUCGCAAGAAUUAGUUGCUUUCAUUAAUACCGAAGAUAAAGAUCAAGUUAGAAAAUGUUUCGAAGAAGAUUACAAAAAUAUGUUGGAUUUUGGUAAUCAGAUUGCUGCUAAGUCUAAAAAAGAUUGGGAGACAUUACGUACAUAUGAAUAA